GAAUGAGUGUGUGUGUAUGCACUAUAUGUGUGUGAUCAUGAGUGAGGCUUGAGGAGAAGGAGCGGCAGAGCAGUAGUACAGUGGACGGAGAGCAGCUUCUUGUUAACCCACCUCUUUAGACAAUAAUCUGCAUUGACUCCAGGGAAAAACAACACAGGAACCCAUUAGAGAGAGCAAGUGCACUGGGGCAAAGUCAGCAAAGACAAAGAUGUCAACUUACAACUGCUCCCUUGAUCUAAUACCUGAAAGAGGUGGGUGGCUUUGUCCUCUCGGGGAAAAGUGUAGCAAUCUGACGCCAGGAAUCAACGGCAGCCACGUCGACCUGGAUGAAGCGUGUUUGACAGACUACCUGGAAAAAUACCUGGGUCCUCGUCGAUCCUCUGUGUUCCUCCCAGUCUGUCUCAUCUACCUGAUCAUCUUUGUGGUAGGUGUACUGGGGAAUGUGCUGACGUGUACUGUUAUCGCACGGAACAAAGUGAUGUGGACGCCGACAAAUUACUACCUGUUCAGCCUGGCAGUGUCAGACCUGCUGGUGUUGCUGCUCGGCAUGCCACUGGAGCUGUACGAGCUCUGGCAAAACUAUCCCUUUCUCCUGGGGAAGGGAGGGUGUUACUUCAAAACCUUUCUGUUCGAGACAGUAUGCUUGGCGUCCAUCCUGAACGUGACAGCACUGAGUGUGGAGCGCUACAUUGCUGUGGUGCACCCACUGCGAGCAAAGUAUGUCGUGACGCGCACCCAUGCCAAACGUGUCAUCCUCACAGUGUGGGGUGUGUCAGUGUUGUGUGCCAUCCCCAACACAAGUCUGCAUGGGAUCGCCAUCCUUCAUAGUCAUUCCACCAGCCAGGCUGGAAACGUAAAUGUGGAAAUCCCUGACUCGGCCAUCUGUACACUGGUGAAACCACUAUGGAUGUACAAUCUGACCAUUCAGGUGACCACUCUGCUGUUUUUUGCUCUGCCCAUGCUCAUCAUCAGCGUUCUCUACAUGCUGAUUGGGCUGCAGCUCAAGCGCGAAAAAAUGCAUCAGGCACUGGAGGUGAAGUUGGAGUUUGGACAGGAGAGCUUUUGUAACGUCCGUACGCAGCAGCAGAAGACACGUCGCCGGCAGGUCACUAAAAUGUUGUUUGUUUUAGUGGUGGUAUUUGGGAUCUGCUGGGCGCCAUUUCACACCGACCGGCUCAUGUGGAGUUUCAUCCAUGACUGGACUGAAAACCACCUGGAAAUCUUCCAGUAUGUCCACAUCAUCUCUGGAGUGUUUUUCUACCUCAGCUCAGCCGUUAACCCAAUCCUUUACAACCUCAUGUCCACCCGCUUUAGAGAAAUGUUCAUGGAAGUCAUGUGCCACCGGCCACAUCACGCAACUCCGAGAAAAUACUCGCUCAGCGUCACCCGGGUGACGCUCCGCAGCACACUGAGCGACGCGCCUCUCAACAACGGAGCGGCUGUUAUUGAGGCCGAGGCAGAAAAUGGAGUAAGACAUGAGACCACUUUUUCAGCUUAAGGGGUUUUUCAAGUGUACUGUGGUGUCCAGGUGUCCUCAUCUGAUUCACUGCAUCCAUCAGCUGUAAUCAACAUCCAAACUAAAUAAGUGCAUCAGCUAAAUAUCUAAUUGCAAAGUGGAGGAAGUGAACUGGAAGCACACUCGUCUGACGUCUGCUGAAACUGCCAUUUUAAGUGUUUAUUACUAGGCUUCUUGUAACUCACUGGAGAUGAACUUCUGUGCCACAGUCCAAACAGGCCUGAUUCGAGAAUGCAACUAACGAGAUGAACUUAUCCAUGCAUUAGCGGAUUGUUUGAAAAAGUAAUUGCGUGCUCAUCUGUUUUAGAUGUAGGUCAGUGCUCUCAAACCUGGCAACUUAGUAAGUCCUACCAAUACUGUAAUUAAGUGAAAAAAGCUUUUUGUUGCUGUUGAUGUUAUUAUUCUGCCUCUGUUUGGUCGUCAUGACUAU
Solea senegalensis (Senegalese sole) is the source of this 1946-nucleotide messenger RNA. RefSeq names its product neuromedin U receptor 1a (gene nmur1a). The transcript is spliced from 3 exons. Gene Ontology annotation, cellular component: plasma membrane. The record is from RefSeq and is a predicted model, not a curated record. Bases 209 to 1498 code for a protein of 429 amino acids. NCBI's taxonomy places the organism in Eukaryota, Metazoa, Chordata, Actinopteri, Pleuronectiformes, Soleidae. Gene Ontology annotation, biological process: G protein-coupled receptor signaling pathway. Gene Ontology annotation, molecular function: neuromedin U receptor activity.